AUGGCUGUUGUCUCAAAGCUGGCGUCGAGUCGCUUUCUCGGAUUUUACGCCCUCCAGCUGCUCUGCCUCACUGCGGCGGUCCGAAUUCUCAACGCAGUGCUGUGCCGACGGCGCGCUGGAAGUGGCAGUACAAAGCAUCGCUCUCACCGCUCCUCUCCGUCGUACGUCAGCGGCAGCGGCGAUGAGGACGCAAUCAGGAUGAACCGCAUCUUCUGGGAGCGCCUUGGUUCUCUUCUCCGAGUGUGCAUCCCUCGUUUUGUAUCCCUCGAAUUCGGGAGUGUUCUCCUCAUGUUGACCCUCUUCUACCUGCGCACCCGCCUGACUUUGCUGUUUGCAAGGGUUGUGGGGCGCAGUGGUCGGUUCCUCGUCGAGCACAACAAAAAGGCGUUUUGUUUUUGUGUGGCAGACAUCGGUUUGCUCGCCAUUCCGGGAGCGAUUCUCCAAAUCGGACUAAAGUACGUGAAGAUAAUGACGCAGCAGCGGCUGCGCGACAACUUGCAGGCGGCCCUUCACAAAGAGUACCUCAAAGGCACCACUGUCUACAUGAUCUCCACGCAGAACGCCACCAUCGACAACACCGAUCAUCGUCUCACGCAGGAGACAGAUCAGUUUUGCAGAAGCGUCGCUGGUGUGUUCCGCGCCCUAUUCAAACCAAUCCUGGAUGUGGUGACGCUGUCCAUAGAGCUCUCGAAACAUGGGGGACCUUCACCCCCUGCUUUCUUAAUCUCCUACUACCUCCUCAUUGCAACGUGCAUGUCGGUGCUGCUACCCAACUUUGCUCAGCUGGUGGCGACAAGCCAACAGAAGGAAGGAAAUCUGCGCACGAAACACCACCAGCUCAUUUCGCACGCGGAGGAGAUCGCCUUCUACAACGGUGAGGAGAUCGAGUGCGAGCACGUGGGGCGCCUACUGCGGUCCCUCAUCCGCCACGAGUACAAGAUCAAGCGCACAAAGUGGCUGACUGGCUGCAGUGACAGCUUAUUCAUCAAGUACGGCGCUAGCAUUGUUGGGUACCUUCUGUGCAGUCUUGUCGUCGUUGACCAAUGCCAUCUGAUGAGCAAGGGCGAACUUACUCAACUGUACCUCCAGAGUGUGCAGUUGUACGUGCCUUUUUCCGAAGCGAUUGGUCAGAUACUGCUCAUGCACAAACAACUAGGUGCGUUGUGCGGCAGCGUGCACCGCAUUGGCGAGCUGCGCGAGAGACUGGAGCGCAUCAACGCGUUGAAUGUACGUAGUGAGAUGGCCAAUGUUGUCUACUCGGAUGAUUUGGUACAAUGGUCACACGUAGAUAUUGUUAGCCCGGCUGGCGUGAGUGUUCUGCGUGAUUUUAACCUUACUGUUACCCCUGGAAGACACACACUAAUCAUGGGCAGCAACGGCUCCGGCAAGACGGCACUGAUGCGUGUGCUUAGCGGGCUAUGGCCGCUUGCCAAGGGCAGAGUGACUCUCCCAACGGCCCCUGAGUCGUUCAUGUGUCUGCCGCAGCGUACAUAUCUUCCACCUGGCUCGCUGCGCGCGGUGCUUACGUACCCGUACGUAACAGAAGACACCUGCAACGGCAAGUCUGAGCAGGCCUUCGUGCCGGAUGAGGUUAUCAUGUCCGCGGCAACCUCAUUCGGUCUCAGCACAAUGAUGGAUCGCGAAGGCGGUUUGGAUGCCUCCGAGAACUGGGAGGAAGUGCUGUCGGGUGGGGAGCGUCAACGUGUGGCCCUGGUGCGUGUCCUGUUGCACCGCCCGCAGUUUGCGUUCCUCGAUGAGUGCACCAGCGCAAUUUCCCAGGAUGAAGAGCCAUUUUUCUACAGCCUACUGCAGAAGGCGGGUGUGACGUUGAUCUCGGUGUCGCAUCGUGAGGCACUGCGCAAGCUACACCGCGUCGUCAUCUCCCUGGACGGGGAAGGCGGCUACCAGGUCAGCGAAGAGUAA
Messenger RNA from Leishmania braziliensis MHOM/BR/75/M2904, 1923 nucleotides. RefSeq names its product putative ABC transporter. Lineage: Eukaryota; Euglenozoa; Kinetoplastea; Trypanosomatida; Trypanosomatidae. Gene Ontology annotation, cellular component: peroxisomal membrane. Bases 1 to 1923 code for a protein of 640 amino acids. Gene Ontology annotation, molecular function: ATP hydrolysis activity; ATP binding; long-chain fatty acid transmembrane transporter activity. The transcript has a single exon. The record is from RefSeq and is a predicted model, not a curated record. Gene Ontology annotation, biological process: very long-chain fatty acid catabolic process; fatty acid beta-oxidation; peroxisome organization.